CACCCCCCCCCCCCUCUCUCCCCGCCUGAAGCGAGCAACCUCCCCUUUCUUCCCUCUCUAGUCUCCACCCUGCCUCGCUCAUAUAUACGCCAUUGGGGGCGCUCCGCUAGACACCAUGGGGAUGGGGGCCCUGAUCUAACGUAGGGGGAGGAGGAAGCCCACUGUUCCAUCCAUCUCUUGGAGUAGAAGGGCGGAAAGGCUCCUCACCUUCCCCUCAUUCUCCAACCCACUCGCCCCCACCAGAUCGGCCUAGCAACUGGCCGAGACGAAGCACCAGGCUGGCUCAGAGUCUCCCUCCGUAAACACCGAAUCGCAGCUCCCACUCGAUACGGCCGCCGCGAACCUCCUCGUUCCACCGACGAAGAAGAGCGGCGGCCGCCACACUCUGGUGGUUCCACUGAAGAACGGCAGCCAGGCAGCCAGUCACACUUCCCCCGCCGACGCGUCGAUUGGAUUGGUGACCCAUCCCAAUUCAGACUCAGGGUUGUUUUCUUUCGUCGUCGGAUCUUAUAUUAGUUACUGUUUUAUUCACUGGAUGCUGGCAAUGGGGUCAGAAGAGUGGGAGCUGUAUCCUUCUAACAUUGGUGCUCAGGUCAUAGAAUACAGACCAACUACUGAGGACAGCAACGAUGACUGGAAUGGAGAUGUGGCUGUGUCGCUGGACGCCAUUCUCCCUGAUGAUCUCUUGGAGAAGGUUCUUUCCUUCUUGCCUGUUGCAAGUAUCAUAAGAUCUGGGUCUGUUUGCAAGAGGUGGCACGAGAUUGUGCAUGCCCAGAGGCAGACUUGGAGCAAAAUGGUGCCUCAGAAGCCAUGGUACUUCAUGUUUACUUGCAGCGAGGAAGAGGUGUCAGGUUUUGCCUAUGACCCGAGCCUCCGCAAGUGGUAUGGAUUUGACUUCCCUUGCAUUGAGAAGAGCAACUGGUCUACAUCCUCAUCGGCUGGGUUGGUGUGCCUGAUGGACAGUGAGAACAGGCGCCGCAUCAUGGUGUGCAACCCCAUCACUAAGGACUGGAAGAGGCUUCUCGAUGCUCCUGGUGGCAAAACGGCUGAUUACAGUGCUCUUGCCUUUUCUGUGGACAGGAGUUCUCACCAAUACACUGUGGCUGUGGCAAGAAGCAACCAGGUCCCAUCUGAGUAUUAUCAGUGGGAGUUUGCCAUCCAUUUGUACCAGUCGGUCUCUGGUAAUUGGGUGACUCCCUUUACUGGAGUGUUGCCCGGAUGGCGAGGAGGUGAUGAGUGUGUCAUCUGUGGUGGAGUCCUCUACUACUUAGUGUACUCAACGGGAGUUGUCAUGAACAAUAAUGAGCAUCGCCAUUGUCUUGUCAUGUAUGAUCUAUCUGCAAGACCUAACCAUACUUCUUUGAUGAGCGUGGCUAUACCAGUGCCAUGUGCUCUUACAUGUGGCCGGUUGAUGAACCUAAGUGAGAAGCUUGUGCUGGUUGGCGGCAUUGGCAGGCAAGAUAGGCCAGGUAUCAUCAAGGGAAUUGGCAUUUGGGAGCUCUAUAACAAAGAGUGGUGUGAGGUUGCUCGAAUGCCUUACAAGUUUUUUCAAGGAUUUGGUGAGUUCGACGAUGUUUUUGCAAGCUGUGGGGCGGAUGAUCUUAUCUACAUUCAGAGCUAUGGAUCGCCAGCUCUUCUCACCUUUGAAAUAAACCAGAAGCUGUGGAAGUGGUCAGUGAAAAGCCCUGUGACGAAGAGGUUUCCGCUACAGCUGUUUACUGGUUUUUCUUUUGAGCCAAGGCUGGACAUUGCUUCCUAGUUGUUUAUUUGUUCCACUUCCGCCACAAUUCUUACAUUAUAUUUUGCCUGAUUUUGGAGUGGCGAAAGUCAGGAGAUGCUGCCAUCGGAUGCCAUUUGACCAUAGAAUAUGUUCGGUUUUAUAGAUCUAUUCAAUUGAUUGCUGGGUGUAUUGGGUAUAUCUUCUUAUUGAAGUGAUUGAUUAAACUUUCGCCGAUCUUUUUGUUGACUUGGUUGGAUAGUAAAGGGAGAGAUGAUACCUACAAA
Molecule: messenger RNA, 2004 nt
Organism: Phragmites australis (common reed)
Lineage: Eukaryota; Viridiplantae; Streptophyta; Magnoliopsida; Poales; Poaceae
Product: F-box/kelch-repeat protein At3g61590-like
Exons: 2
Coding region: 536-1759 (407 amino acids)
Molecular function (GO): protein binding
Source: RefSeq, a predicted model, not a curated record